GCCCCCACUGUCAUCGUCAACAGGAAACUCAUGAGGAAGUUUGCUUUCUUUCUUUCUUUCUUUCUUUUCUCAGAGGUCUCAGAAAACUGACUAGCCUACCGUUUAAGAUAUUGACAUUUAAAUGUUUGUGUUGGUCUUGUCUGGACUUCAGAUCAUACAUAACUCUUGGUGAAUAGAUUUCAUCACUUACCAGACAAUUGACACACCCAACAUGAUUUCACAGAAGAGGAAGGAGACAAAAUAGUAACGUUUUUUUUUUCUUUCUGUAGUCCUCAGAUUGCACUUGUGGUGGGUGUCGUGCUGCUUUUCUGUGUGGUGAAAUAGUAAUAUCUUCCUAUUUUAUUUCUCUGAAUACUGGUCAGACUGCAAACUUCCUCGACAAAGGGCCAGACAGAGCAUUGCCAGAGCAUUGCCAAGGGCGUAGCAGCAAGAUACAAGGAGCCAUUUUCUGACAGGCCUCGAAGUCGAACAUGGCUGUGGAUAUGACUGCACCGUAACAGAGGAGGUGUUGCAGCCAAUUGUCUUUCAAAGGAUUUUGUAUUUAAUUUAUAUUCAGAAGAAGAGAAGGGAACAAUGAGUUUUGACCGAGUGCCAUCCAAGUCAGUGGUAAUGGACUGGAAUCCACACCAGUUGGCAGACUACAUGAAGAAGUUGAAUUUAAGUGGCUGCGAUAAAGUCAUUAUGAAAUGUAGCAUAAGUGGAGAAAGGUUCUUGAACAUGACUGAAAAUGACCAUCAGAAAUUCCCCAAAAUCCAUGCGCCACUCAUCUCCAAAAUCUGCAGUGAAAUCAACAGGAAAGAAGAAAAAAGGAGAUUCUUUACUAAAAGAACUGCAGCACCAAAAUACGAACCAGCUAUGCCGCAAGAGGAUCAGCCCUGGGGACCGGAUGAAUUUGAUGAGGGGAGUGACGAAGACUAUGAGAAUCCAGAUGCUGAGGAAGAUGAUGGCAGUGGGGGAGAUUACGAGUCACCAACAGAGGGAGUUGGACAUGAGGACAGUGACAACGGCUAUGAGUCACCUCCGUCUGAGGCGCCUGAAGAGAUUCCCCAUCAGCUCCGUGCUGCCAAGCCCAUGGCUGACGAGGAAUACAUUGAUAGUACACCGCACCGCAGUACAGCUAGAAGCCAUCCCCCUCCGACAACCCAACGCCCUGGGACUGGUCCUCCAAUCCCCUCUGCCAGUCACCCUAGUCUGCUGCAGCCUCCCCCACCCAGAAGAGAGCAAUCUCCCCAGCACCCUGGCAGAAUAACUGGCAAGUUGCCUGCUACUUCCUCAAAUGCUGCCCCCGCUCCACCAGUUGACCGCAGAAGAAAGCCCACCAAACUGGAUCACACAAGACCUGCUGAAUCUCCAAUACCAGCAACGAAGUUAAACACAACUAAUAUGCCUGCUCCACAUUCAUGGAGGCCUCAGGCAGAAGAGAGGGGUCCAGAUCCUCCCAGAAUGCCCAAACCUCCCCUCCCUGGGUCAAGUAGUGUCAGCAGGAGCAGCUCGUCGGUCAGCAGAGCCCCGCUGAACAACAGAUAUGUGCCUGAUGCAAGAAAUGAGGUACAAGAUGAUGUGCCCAUGCCCAAACCAUACAACUCCAACACAUUUCCUAGACCAGGGCACCCUAGAGCAGCGCUCCCCGGACCACUCUUACAUUCAGACGGCUUUCCUCCUAAUAUCGCUUCCACUGCAUCUCUACCUUCAAAACUGCAGGCACUGCAGGCAUCCAUCUCACCCAGGGGCAGUUCUAGGAUUGUGCAAGACAGACACAUUAUGCCCGCUCCGCCACCUAUGCAAGCUUCUCUCCCCCCACCGGCAGACCUAGAGGAUGAACAGGACCUGAACCCUCAGUGGUAUGUUGGUCAGGUGACACGGGGUCAAGCGGAGGGCUGUCUCAGACAGGUCAACAUGGACGGUGCAUUUCUGGUACGGGAUAGUUCGAAACGUUCGUCCAUUCAGCCCUAUACACUCAUGGUACUCUACCAGGACAAAGUUUACAACAUCCAGAUCCGCUGUGAACAGAAUGAGUUUCUGCUGGGGACUGGUCUGAAGGUCUCAGAGACCUAUCCGAUGGUGGCACACAUCAUCGCCCAUUACAGACAGUCACCGCUUCUGCUGAUUGAUGCUAAGAACCGUGGAUCACAACAGCAGAGCCAGUGUCCCCUGAUCUACCCAGCAGGAGGAGCACUAGCACGUCUCUACCCGUCCUUUUAACAGACAGCAGAGCCAGUGUCCCCUGAUCUACCCAGCAGGCAGAGCACUAGCACGUCUCUACCCGUCCUUUUAACAGACAGCAGAGCCAGUGUCCCCUGAUCUACCCAGCAGGAGGAGCACUUCUCUACCCGUCCUUUUAACAGACAGCAGAACCAGUGUCCCCUGAUCUACCCAGCAGGAGGAGCACUUCUCUACCCGUCCUUUUAACAGACAGCAGAGCCAGUGUCCCCUGAUCUACCCAGCAGGAGGAGCACUUCUCUACCCGUCCUUUUAACAGACAGCAGAACCAGUGUCCCCUGAUCUACCCAGCAGGAGGAGCACUUCUCUACCCGUCCUUUUAACAGACAGCAGAACCAGUGUCCCCUGAUCUACCCAGCAGGAGGAACACUUCUCUACCCGUCCUUUUAACAGACAGCAGAGCCAGUGUCCCCUGAUCUACCCAGCAGGAGGAGCACUUCUCUACCCGUCCUUUUAACAGACAGCAGAGCCAGUGUCCCCUGAUCUACCCAGCAGGAGGAGCACUAGCACGUCUCUACCCGUCCUUUUAACAGACAGCAGAGCCAGUGUCCCCUGAUCUACCCAGCAGGCAGAGCACUAGCACUUCUCUACCCGUCCUUUUAUCAGACAGCAGAACCAGUUUCCCCUGAUCUACCCAGCAGGCGGAGCACUUCUCUACCCGUCCUUUUAACAGACAGCAGAGCCAGUGUCCCCUGAUCUACCCAGCAGGCGGAGCACUAGCACGUCUUUACCCGUCCUUUUAACAGACAGCUGGGGGAGGGAUAACAAUAAAAUGGAGCAAUAGUCAAGAUUCACAGUGGUUUUAAAGGACUGCCACUAACAUUAUGGGUGGAAGGACUUAUGCAACCUUUGAAUUGCAGUUCAUAGUUCAUGUAAGGUAAUUUCAUGUAAAGACAAGUGACUCUUGGAUUGAGAUGGUAGGUACGGUACAUCUCUGUCAACUGUUCACUGUAUGGACCUCAGAAAGAAAAGUCCAUAUACACAAUAAUAUUCGUAGUUUUUAUCUCAAUGUGUAUUUUAUUAUUUCAGUAUUGAAAGCACAGAAGCUGAAAAUGUGCAUGUGAGUAGUUAUGUAAAUGCCUGUGUUUGCUCUCUGUUAUUUCCCUGUUACAUGCAAUGGAAAGGUCUAGAAUAGCAGCUAGCUCUGCAAUGAAUCAGAAGCAGCAUACAUUAUGCAAGUAAGGAAAUAGUGGGGUAGACAGUCAGUCACAACUGCUGAGCUUUUUUAAUAUGGAUUUUGUUUCAAUUUCCUGCAUUGUUUAAUGGUUAAAUGAAAACUAUAUUCUUUCAUCUCUCACACUGUAUGUUCCAUAGCAUAGCUAUUAUCAAUAUUUCAAAUAAACGUUUGCAUUUUUUUUAUUGGAAACUUGUGGCAGAAAUUCUACAAAUCAUUGGUCACUCUAGGAAAAACUUCCCUGACCUCUGUGCCAAAUUCUCCCUAUCUUUUUCAUUCAACUUUAUAUCAUCGACAUCCAUUGUUUCUCUAACUUCUCUGAAGCAUGGACGAUUACCAAAUCCUCUUUACAGCUGAUCUGGCGCUGUAAUAUUAGGCAAGUGAAUACGAAGGCGUGUCGGAUCUGCACUACUAACCUGUUGUAAAAUACAAUGCCUCACCGUCGAUAUCAUUAUUAUAAUCAGACCGUAUAAAAGCAUUAUGUCCCUAAUCUC
Messenger RNA from Salvelinus fontinalis (brook trout), 3888 nucleotides. RefSeq names its product lymphocyte cytosolic protein 2a (gene lcp2a). The record is from RefSeq and is a predicted model, not a curated record. Gene Ontology annotation, biological process: cell surface receptor protein tyrosine kinase signaling pathway; intracellular signal transduction. The coding region runs from base 574 to 2202 and encodes 542 amino acids. Lineage: Eukaryota; Metazoa; Chordata; Actinopteri; Salmoniformes; Salmonidae. The transcript is spliced from 21 exons.